Brassica napus (rape) is the source of this 1768-nucleotide messenger RNA. Its product is annotated as plant UBX domain-containing protein 16. Lineage: Eukaryota; Viridiplantae; Streptophyta; Magnoliopsida; Brassicales; Brassicaceae. The coding region runs from base 256 to 1494 and encodes 412 amino acids. The record is from RefSeq and is a predicted model, not a curated record. Gene Ontology annotation, biological process: proteasome-mediated ubiquitin-dependent protein catabolic process. The transcript has a single exon. Gene Ontology annotation, molecular function: ubiquitin binding. Gene Ontology annotation, cellular component: nucleus.
UAUUUGAGACGAUUGCACAUAGGUCACGAUUUGCUUCGAGUCGGCCUGCAUGAAAAGGAAACAAAUCUAAACAAAAUUUCUCUUUCUAAAUUACUAUAUAAACAGAAAAGGAAAGAAAUCUGAACAAGUUUUCACUUUCUAAAUAUCUAUAUAAAUAGAAAAGGCAAUAGAAACAAAUUUUCUCUUUCUGGAUUAUCUAUAUAUAUAAACACACCCAAACUCUACAUCUUGUUAAUAUCUCUCACAACAUCAACAAUGGGGAUAACGUUUUCGAGGACAAACCGAGUGAUAACAACAAGGUCGCAGCUUGACGAAGACAUCAACAAUCUCUUCCUCAACAACGAAUCCCCUCAAACACUUUCCACGAAUCUUAUCGAUCAACAACGUGAUGAUCAACUAAUCUCUUCUUUCCUCGAAGUCGCUGUCGGUCAGACCGUCGAAACCGCAAAAAGGUUCUUGGAGACAACGAACUGGAACAUAGACGAAUCCAUCAAUCUUUUUCUCCUCCGCAACACCUACGAACCUUCCGUUGAAGCUCAUGCCGCGGAGCAAAGUAACGAGUCAACGACGUUCGAUGGUGGAGAAUCAGAUUCGACAUUGGCUUCCAUGUAUCGUCCUCCUGUAGACUUGCUUUUCGAGGGUCGUACGUUUGAGGAAGCGAAGUCAACUUCUUGUACGCAGAAUCUAUGGUUGCUAGUGAAUCUCCAGUCCAGAACAGAGUUUGCUUCUCACGCGCUCAAUCGUGAUUUAUGGUCCAACGAUACCGUUUCGGAAGCUGUUAUGUCCAGCUUCGUCUUGUGGCAGGUCUAUGAUAACACAAUCGAAGGGAAGAAGAUCUUGAACUUCUACAAGAUCGACUCUGCUCCACCUGUGGUGCUUGUGAUCGAUCCCGUCACGGGUCAGAAGAUGGGGAUGUGGAGCGGCGUGGUUGAUGCUCAGAGCUUUGUGGAGGAUUUGUCGCGGUUUUUGGAGGCUGGUCCUCAUGAGCAUGUUGCUUCUCUGAUAAGGGACAGAUACCCUGAAACGGAGGAUGAUCAGACUUGUUCCGCAAGCAACAAUAAUGAUCAAGUCCCGGUUCCUUCUUGGGGUGAAGAGUUUGAAAAGGAGGAUGAUUGGUCCUCAAGCAAGGGUCCUUCUUGGGGAGAAGAGUUUGAAAACGUGGUGGAGACGUGUUCUUCAAGCAACAAUGAUGAUGGCAUCUUUGAGUUACCGGAUUUGACAGAAGAGCCCACAGUAGACUGUGAUAAAAGCCUUGUGUGCAGUCUAUGUGUUCGGUUUCCAGAUGGGAGAAGAAAGCAGAGGAAGUUUCUCAAGACCGAACAUAUUCAGCUUCUCUGGUCUUUCUGUCAUUCUCAGAUGGUGGAUUCCGAGAAGAAGACGUUUAAGUUGGUACAAGCGAUUCCUGGUGCUUCAAAGACUCUUGAUUAUGGACUCUAUGCGACUUUUGAGGAAUCUGGACUCGCUAAUUCGAUGAUCUCGGUUCUUUAUAACUAAGAAGACAAGAAAAGGAUUGUGAGUUUUAGUUCGAGCGUGUUACUGUUCUUUUCUGCUUCUUAAUUCCUUGUAAUGAAUCAGUAGUCACCGUUCUAGUAAAAUUUCAGUUUCUUCUUUUUCUAAAGAGGUAAAACCAGAUAAAAUGUUCAACUUUACGAUCUGUACAACAUAGAUCACCCUUCCAGAUCACUUAACACGCUAAUUUCUGGUUCUUGAAAUCUCAACUGCACUGUAAAUUUCCCCCUUAUUGAUUAUGCUAGUUAUCAAUUGCUAA